Molecule: messenger RNA, 3929 nt
Organism: Gasterosteus aculeatus aculeatus (three-spined stickleback)
Lineage: Eukaryota; Metazoa; Chordata; Actinopteri; Perciformes; Gasterosteidae
Gene: nek8
Product: NIMA-related kinase 8
Biological process (GO): animal organ morphogenesis; protein phosphorylation
Cellular component (GO): cilium
Molecular function (GO): ATP binding; protein kinase activity
Source: RefSeq, a predicted model, not a curated record
CAUACGAGUGGUGAAGGGUUGCCUGGAGACGGCGGAAACGUUAGGAAGCCGCGAUGGAGAAGUAUGAGAAAAUCAAAGUUGUCGGAAGAGGAGCUUUUGGGAUCGUCCACCUGUGCCGCAGGCGCAGUGACGGGGCCUUUGUCAUCCUGAAGGAGAUCCCAGUGGAGCAGAUGUCACGAGAUGAACGUCUGGCAGCUCAGAACGAGUGUCAGGUCCUGAAACUGCUCAACCAUCCAAAUAUUAUCGAGUACUAUGAGAACUUCCUGGAAGACAAGGCCCUCAUGAUAGCUAUGGAGUAUGCACCAGGUGGAACCUUGGCUGAUUACAUACAGAAGCGCUGUAACUCUCUGCUGGACGAGGACACAAUCCUUCACUUCUUCGUACAGAUCUUACUUGCUCUGUAUCAUGUACACAACAAACUUAUCUUGCACAGAGACCUUAAGACACAGAAUAUUCUUCUUGACAAGCACCAGAUGAUCGUCAAAAUUGGUGACUUUGGCAUCUCCAAAAUCCUUGUCAGCAAGAGCAAAGCUUACACGGUGGUGGGUACCCCUUGUUACAUCUCCCCAGAGCUGUGUGAGGGAAAGCCGUAUAACCAGAAGAGUGACAUCUGGGCUUUGGGCUGUGUGCUCUAUGAGCUAGCGAGUCUUAAGAGAGCCUUCGAGGCUGCUAAUCUACCUGCGCUUGUUCUUAAGAUCAUGAGCGGAACGUUUGCUCCAAUUUCAGACCGGUACAGCCCAGAACUUCGACAGCUCAUCCUCAACAUGCUCAAUCUGGAUCCAUCCAAACGGCCUCAACUCAACGAGAUUAUGGCUCUUCCCAUAUGCAUCAGACCCCUGCUUAAUCUCUACACGGAUAUAGGCAAUGUCAAAAUGCGGAGGAUUGAGAAGCCGCUGUCAACUGUGCAAACUGGUCCUCAAGGUAGAGGGGGGAGAGUUCCUUCAAACAGAUCCAGAGAUGGAUCAGUCGGUUUAGUCUCGGGGAAGGUGCAUAGCCUACCACUGUCAGCGGUGUACACGUGGGGAAGUGGGAUCUCGGCGCCUCUCCGCCUGCCGAUGCUCAACACUGAGGUGCUUCAAGUGUCUCUGGGCCGUACUCAGAAGAUGGGAGUGACUAAGUCUGGUCGUCUGAUUUCAUGGGAGGGUCCAUCAGUGGGAUCUGGUGAGGCCAGUCUGCCUGGUGUGGUGGAGCAGAUUCAGCCUCAGUUCAUUUCACGUUUCCUUGAGGGUCAGUCUGGAGUCACCAUCAAGUCUGUGUCCUGUGGCGAUCUUUUCACCACCUGCAUGACAGACAGAGGCAUUAUCAUGACGUUUGGAAGUGGGAGCAAUGGCUGUUUAGGACACGGUAACUUUAAUGAUGUCACACAGCCCAAGAUAGUCGAGGCACUCCUCGGCUACGAGCUGGUUCAGCUCUCAUGUGGUGCUUCCCAUGUGCUUGCUGUGACCAAUGAAAAAGAAGUAUUUGCAUGGGGAAGAGGAGACAAUGGUCGCCUCGGGCUAGGCACCCAAGACACUCACAACUCCCCACAGCAGGUGUGUUUACCUGGGGAAUUUGAGGCCCAGAGGGUGGUGUGUGGAGUCGACUGCUCCAUGAUUAUCAGCACCCAGUACAGUAUUUUGGCAAGUGGAAGCAACAGGUUCAACAAGCUUGGGCUGGAUAAGAUAGCAGCAGGAGAUGAACCAAGUCCAUCCAAUCAGGUGGAAGAAGUCCAUUCCUACUCUCCUGUCCAAUCGGCCCCACUCAACAGUGAGAAGAUUGUUCACAUUGACAUUGGCACAUCACAUUCUGUCGCUGUAACAGAGAGAGGUCAGUGUUUCACCUUAGGCAGCAACCAGCACGGUCAGAUGGGCUGUAGUUCCCGUCGUAGCAGCCGUGUUCCCUACCCGGUGCCCGGCCUGCAGAGCAUCUCCAUGGCUGCCUGUGGAGACGCUUUCUCCUUAGCUAUUGGAUCUGAUGGGGACGUGUACACCUGGGGAAAGGGGGCCCGAGGACGCCUCGGAAGGAAAGAAGAGGAUUCUGGGAUACCUAAGGCGGUGCAGCUCGACGAGAGUCACCCAUUCACUGUGACAUCGGUGGCUUGUUGUCAUGGCAACACUUUGCUGGCAGUGAAACCUUUGCUCGAAGAACCUGUCCCCAGAUGAUGCUGUCCUUAGAGCGAACCCUCGCCCACUCAUCGGCCGUCUGGAGGCCCAGCGGUGGCAUGAGGUGAAACUUCCUCUGGAUAGAACUCUUCCCAGAGGCCCAUCUGUGCUGAAGUUGAAAGAUUUCCUUUCACGCUGCAGCUGUGCCCUUGAAUUUUCACUUGCUCUUCCUCUCCCUGUCUAGUUUUUUUUUAUUCCAAAAAGAAAUGUUUGUUUCAUUUGGCGGUUUGACAGAAAAGAUUAAAACCUGUGUGGUUCAGCAGGUGUAACUCUCAUCCGCUCGGUUGAAAGAAUGUUGCAACAGUGUUACUGAAGAUGGGUUACAGGAAGUCAUUAGGCAGCGCUCACGUGGCGAGCUAUUGUCCUUACUGCAGAGAGUAACUAUGAUAAAGGCCACUAAAAGUGGAACUGGUUGUGAGCUCUCUUAAGCCACUGGUGAAUGAGGUGACACAAUGCAGAGAAAGCAACAGAAGCAAAGGCACUUGAAUGUCAUUAGUCGAGUGACCCUAACACAAUAAUCUCGAGCGCCUCAUCAGCUCUCACAUUGUGCUUUAUUGGAUUAGUCCUUAACUCGGCAGCAGCGUUCACAACAGAUAACGAUGUGUUUUCAACUGAUCAACGUCUUCGAGUCUUAAUGGAUGUGUCCGGAAAACCCCUGAAUAGUUUAUGUAUGAAUCGUCUCUUUUCUUUGUCUUUGCCACAGACAUGUAUGUCAUUUGGCCAAUUGUAUUAUUAGCACAAAGUAGUGUAAAAAAUAGUAAAAUAAGAUAAGAUAUCACUUUUUUUUAUCCUGAGGGAACUGUUUGUACAGCAGUUACAGUGCGUUGUAAGAAAGAGUGCAACAAUAAAUGAAGAAAAGAAUGAAAAGAUCAAUAAACAGACACAGAAUCCCAAGUAUAGGCAAUGAAAAAAUAUGUAAUGAUCGUAAGCUUCUACUAUACUUGGAGAACUAUUUUUGGGACAUAAAUGUCACACUCGACACUUUGGUCUCUCACAAAAACGUAAACAGAAAACAACGUGCACUAUACAAUAAAUGUGUGAUUUUAUAAACAUAUUUCAAAUGACAUUGUGUAAACUGUUUUCAUAAUAUGAAACUCUGGUGUAAGUCAAUGAAUAAAAGUACUUAAAUAUUUACAUUCAAAUAUAGAGGUAAAAUGACAGACGGUACAGAAAUUUUUGAAGGUUUUUCUUAAUUGUUAUUUUUACAUUUCCUAAUGAUAUAGGUUUUAUUGGCCCCUCAAAAAUAAAAAUAAAAUGAAACAUUCAUUGUCCCAGAUGUCCGUUGGUUUCUGGGUUAGGGUAUGUUUCUCAUGGCUGCCACCUGGAAAAGAAGAGUUAGAUAUUUAUUGCUACUGCACAUGUUGACUUAAACAAAAUCAUCAUUAGAAUGAAUAACUUGACCUAAGGUAUAAUGUUGGUUCUCUAAAUUAGUCUUUUAUUUCCUCAGCUGACAUUAUAUUGUAGUUAAACAGUGUUCUCUAGCUAUAUUCAUCAAGUUUCUGAUUCAAGGUCCAAUAUUUGUGCAAAUAUAAUUCGUUUUUUUUUUAGACAUUAUUCCUUAUUUAUUUAUUUCCUGAGGAAAUGGAUCCUCGACCUUGUUGUCUUGUAUGAUGACGUAAUGAUGAUGUAAUUCAGUGGCAAUACAGCAGGUAAAAAAAAAAAGUCUCAAUAUGUUGAUGUGCUCUUUAUUUCUAUGGUGGUAAAAACACUUCCAGUUGUGUUGUGUAACAAAAUGUGUCACGUUGUGUUAUAGUGUGUAUAGGCAACAGCCCAGUAACAUUACAGAGA